Messenger RNA from Nilaparvata lugens (brown planthopper), 1658 nucleotides. Its product is annotated as angio-associated migratory cell protein. NCBI's taxonomy places the organism in Eukaryota, Metazoa, Arthropoda, Insecta, Hemiptera, Delphacidae. The transcript has 7 exons. The record is from RefSeq and is a predicted model, not a curated record. The coding region runs from base 241 to 1461 and encodes 406 amino acids. Gene Ontology annotation, molecular function: protein binding.
AAAAUACAGAUAAAUUUUGACUUACCCACACGCCUCGUCAAGCAGCGUAUUGAAGGUCGGAUGCACGCCCAUCAAUGCAUGCCCCGCCCGAGGCAAACGCUCGUCAGUACGUCCUUCAAGAAGUUGUUUUCUAAAAUUCCACGGACAGGCAAAACUAAGCAAAACUAACCAUCAAAUGGUAUCAUAUCAAAUCAGUUUCUAAUAUUCAAUUUUGUGUUACUUUAGUAAUAACAUUGUCGAAUGCCACUGUCGGACACGGAUACACCACCAAGACAAGAAAUGGAUGACCCUCUGAGUGAUAUGGAGGAUGAGUUUGAGGAACUCUAUGAAGAAGACUUAGAAAUGGUGGAUGAUGGCAACAACGGUGCGAUAGAAGAUAAUGACGAAGGAAUGGGUAGUGACGGAGAUUCCUCUGAAUUCAUUCCUGAAAGAGACGAUGCAGCCGUUGUAUUUUCCAAUCACACAGAACCGGUCUUUUGUGGCAAUUUCAACAAGGCAGCUACCCUCGCUGUGACUGGUUCGCAAGAUGACAAGGCAUUCAUCUGGGACACCUCUAACGGAAAUGUGAUUUCCGAAUUGAAAAAUCAUAAGGAUUCCGUCGUUGCAGCAGAAUUUAAUUAUGAUGAUACGCUACUAGCAACUGCCGAUUUGGGUGGAACAAUACAAGUGUGGAAUGUGACUUCAUCAGAAUUGAUAUGGAGUGAAAAAAUUGAAGAGUUCCGGUGGAUGAAGUGGCACUCGGCUUCAUCAGUGCUGCUCUGCGCGACUCCUCACGAAGGCACGUACUUCUGGAAGUUGCCUGAGGGCAUUUGCAAAGUGCUGCCGCAUCACGACCCGGCGGUCGCAAACGACUGCGGCCUGUUAAUGCCAGACGGCCUGCGUGCGGCCCAGGGCUACAGUGACGGCACCCUGAAAGUAUUCGACCUGAAAGCAUGCGCGGCCAUUGCUAGCUUUACGGCCGACAGUGCUGCCAACUGUCUCACGGCUCACCCCGAUAACAACCUGGUUGCUGUUGGAUAUGCCAAUGGUCAGGUCAUGCUUUACAAGACGAAUCCAGCAAAGCUAGUGACGGAAUUCAAUGAAGAAAGGACAGACAAUCUGCCGUAUGCCGAAAGCAUUCGCUUCAGUCCCGAUGCGAACCUGCCCUAUCUGGUGGUGGGCUUUCUCACAGGCUGCAUCAACGUCUGGGACUUGUCCAAGCAGACUCUGAGGCACAGAUUGAAUGCCACCUAUGGAGUGGUGCAACUGUGCUGGGACAAACACACGCUCAACAUCUUCGGAGGUCUGUGCGAUGGCUCGGUUAUUGCCAUCGAUCCACGAGACGGAACUAAGAAAGCUCAGUUGCUGGGCCACAAGAAUAAUAUUCUGGAUAUGACGUUAUCGACGGAUGGAUCCAAAGUACUAACCACUUCAGAGGACAAGACAGCUCGAAUCUUUCACAUUCAGAGUUUGCAAAAUUGAUAUAUUAAACCAGGGACAGCGGACAUCACCCAUGUAUCUUAUAUUGUAAUCAAUGGCGCUCACAUCUUUGUUUUAGUAACUUGACCGGACGUUCAAAGGUAAAUUUACUUUACCAUAAUAUGUUUCUUCUGUAAAUGUAUCAUUUAAACUGUACAAAUAAUGAAGUUUUGUAAAUAAAUCUUAUUUCGUACAUAAAA